Pelobates cultripes (western spadefoot toad) is the source of this 10172-nucleotide messenger RNA. NCBI's taxonomy places the organism in Eukaryota, Metazoa, Chordata, Amphibia, Anura, Pelobatidae. The record is from the annotation of a GenBank genome assembly.
AUGACGUGGGUUGAGCCCCUACUGGCGCCCCAAAUUCAGUAUUCUCAAUUCAUAAGCAAUGGAAACAGACACUACAGAGGUGAGCUACACUGCAAAUACAUAAAUAUUUCUGCUAUUUUAAUUAAGAAAAUGUAUGUAGCCAAAACAUGCAUCACAUGUAUAGAUGACCCUUAUUUUUAUUUUGGUAUGUUCUGGUAUAUCUGAACUUCAACAAGUUAUAAAGUAAAAAGCAGGAGAACCAGCAGCCCUUAUUCAUAAAAUGACAAUGUUUAGGCCUCAUGCCAGGCCUAUGUAGAGUGAACCUGACAAAGACCUGAUAUGAGACUGAAAUGUCCUAACUUUAUGUGUUUGCUACAGUAAAUGAUAGCUGUGACUAAGGAGUGCUGGGCUGUUGUGUUUGUUGUUUUUUUAAAUUAUGGUUUUGACGGUCCAAAGGUUUCACACACCAUAAAAGGACUGUAAUAAGUGAAUGCUCACCCUUCAUUUCAUUUAUAGACAGUAUGACAUUAAAGCAACACUCCAACACCAUAACCACUACAGUCUGUUGUACGGGUUAUGAUACCAGAAAUGCCCUGGUGUCUUAACAGGGUAAGUAGUCAGGUCAUUUGCGAACUGUUUGACAACUUAACUGUGGUCUGCUGGGCACUGGUUGCCUCCUCUUUUGAAGCCAGAAACUUCUGCAAGGAACUUCCGUUCACUCUACUGAUCUAAGCCCUGCUGUUCAUUGCCGACCGUGUCUGAGUGCUUCAGCUAUACGCUCUCAGCCAAGGAGCUAAGCCCUGAACUGCUGGCUGAAGUUUGACUACUUGCCCCGGGAGAACUCCAGGGAACUCACGGCACCUCAAGCACUAUAGCAGUCUUUAGUGGUUGUGUUGCUGGGAUUGUUCCUUUAAAUAAAAUUUAGCAAGGCUUUGAAUAGACUGACAAUCAGAUGUUAGAGCCAAACAUGAGAACCCAUUUUGAUGUCACCAGACCCAGGGUGGCUUCAAAACUUCAUAAAGAUAUAAGCUGAUAAGUGUGGAUUGAGGAUCAUUCUCCAGGAAUUUAUGUAAUGUCACCUUAAUAAAUAUUCAGCUGAAUGCUCUAUGUCUGCUGUAGUCUGUCUUUCACUUCUAUGGUGAACUUUUGAUAUUUUUCAUGUGUUCAUUUCUGGAACGAGCAGAGUUUGCUAACUGAAUGCAAUGCAGAUGGAGAAAUUAGUGACAGUGAAGAUGCCAGUCAUUUAUGUAACUCGAUUCCAGACCUCCCAGAUGUAACUUACAGCAAAGAAGAUCAAGUUAAGGCGUUACAACAUGAACUAGAAAGCCUGAUAAGAGUCCAUGAGAUAAGUAAAGGUAUCAUCAUAGGAGUGUACCAUACAUUGCAUUAGGGUGUUCACAGCAUUGAUGGGGAGUAGGACCGGUCAAGGAGAUACGCAGAUGCCUACGGGUGCCACUCAACUUUGUUAAAAGGUCCUAUUCGAUAGCCGGCAUUAGAUAAGACAGAAACAUUUGCCCCUCUCAUUGUGACCCAGUAUUUGUUAAUUUGGUUAUUAUUGUUAGCAUUUAUAUAGUGUCAGAGUAGCCCGCAGAACUUUACAAUCAUGCAGUGGAUGUAAGGUUAUACCCCACUCAUGUUUUCCUUUUCUUUUCUCCUUUCCAUCACAUUUCUUUUAAACAUAUCUUUUUGUGGGUGGUGGUUUACUGACACAACUACACCUCAAAACCAAUCAUAACCUUCAUGUUAUCUCCUCCUUUUCUCUAUAGAAUGGCUUUGAAAUACUAUCCAGAUGAGUACAGUGAUUGGCGGUGGGGCAGAGUACAGUCAGCAAUUCAGCUCCCACACUCCUUAUCCAUUAGCUGUGCACACUGCCUACCUUCCAAUUAGGAAGACAUUAUGUGAAAAAGGGAGGUGUGGCCCAAGGGGUGGAGCUUUGCUGCAGAAAGCAGCACAACUUAGAGCCUGGCGUUUUUCUUUAACUUGGAUAAUGUUUUACACGUGAAUUGUGCAUUAGAGUUCAUUUGGCCAGUGGGAGCUUUGCUUUGGCAUCAGUAAAUUGAGGUUUUCAAGUGCUUUAUUUAUGUUUUAAUUCAGUAUGGUAACAUAUAUAUAUAUAUAUAUAUAAAAACUUGGAAUUCCUGCACUCCAACUAUAUAGUAAUGUAGCCUGGUGCCUAGUCACAAUGUAAUAUACAAAAAUAGAAAUAAUACCGGCACUCUAGGCCUUCCAAAGAUCGUUUGUUUAUUUUCAGUCAAUCCAGAGGGUCAACGUUUCAGCUCCCGUUUGGAGCUUUCAUCAGGACACAUCAAAAUCAUUUUACAUAAUGACAAGCUUAAAUAGGACUAAAAAUCAUAAUCACUCACCAAACCAGCUGCUAUAUAUAUAUAUAUAUAUAUAUAUAUACACACACAUACUUUAUAUUCUUAUACUUUUUUUCUCUCUUUUUAAAAAAAAAAUAUAUAUAUAAAUAUAUUUAGGAACAGUCAUCUCACUGCAGAGACAAAUUUCAUUACAAGAAUGUCAACUCAGGAGAUCAGAGUCUGAAAAAGAUACCCUGCAGAGACACCUAAAGGAGAGAAUCAUUCAGAUCAAGGCCAUGUCUUCCAAGGUAUUCACAAGUAACAAUCAGUUUUCACCAGUUGCCUAGCAUACCUCACAAGUGUCCCUAUUUAGGAGGGACAGUCCUAAACUAUUCUGUCCUUCUAAUCUAUCCUAAUAUCCCUCUUUUUUUUAGGACAUCUGUAUUGUUGGUAUGUCUGAGUGUAUAACAGAGCUUCACAGCAAUAAUACUCACAGUAAUGUGUCUUCAAACUACAAUAAAUGUGUUUUGAAAUCAGUCUGUGUAAAUAAGAUACAUUGCUCUUGUUCUUAAUUAAAUUUCAGUUGUAUACAUUUUUAUUAGUAAGUCACCUAAAAUAUCUCAGAACAGUCACGACUCUUACAGCACAAAAAUUAAAGUGUCCCUCUUUGUCCAUUUGAAAUGUUUGGAGGUACAGUCUAGUUACUCUAGUUACCUGUACCAUAAGAAGGUAUUCAGCCCUUGUGAUUUACAUAAUGCAUUAUAGAUCGUAUUACUUUUUGGUUUUCAGACAAUUGUUUAUGCCAAGUUAUUUAACUUUUAAAACCAUGUUCAACUGUUAUCAUCUAGAGUUAGACAUAUAAAUCAGAUCUACCUGUGUUAUAGAUUAACUAACUUUUCGCUAGUAGUUUAUCAAAAUAAAAAACUACAAAAAUUCCAAGACACGUUUUAAAUUAAUAGCUACCAGCAAAAAUUUGAAACUUUUUUAAUGAUUUGUUCAAAUUUAGCGGCUUAAAAUUUUGAUUUAAAACAUAAGCGAAACCCAGUUGCUUUUCCAAGAAUCGUUUGGUUCCCUUUAAAACGUUGACAUUAAAAUGUUAUCAUUUUGACCAUACAGCAUUGCUCAAAUUCCCACUUUCUAUCCUCUGUCACCAGAGCCAAUUUCAGCCUUUCAUAUCAGUACCCUUCACAGGCUUUUCUAUUAAUAGCCUCUCCGGACUUCCUUACAACAUCCAGCAUUCACUAUCAGUACCUGCCUCCCACUUGUUCGUCUGCAACAUAUCCACCAUUUUUAAUUGGGCCCAUUUCCAGCUUUCUCCAUCAGCAUUCUAGCGAGCCUUGUUAGUAAAUACCGGUAGCCUCUCUAGUUUUCUAUAAACUAUUCCCUCACCACUUCAGUAAGUACCGACUGAUACUAUCUCUGUUAGAAUAAGCUGGGUUAUGUGACAGUAGGGAAGCAUAUCACUUACUAGCCACUGUCAUGUUGUUGAUGUGGGUUCCCUUGCUAUCGUUAUUACUCUGAUAUGCAGUAAAAAAAUUCUUAAAUACCAAUUGUCCCAUCAUGAACAACUUUGAAAUAGCAUUGCGUUUAUAUGAUCACAGCAAUUUUAAAGUGCCGUUAAUAACACUGUGUAAAAAAAAAAAAAAAAAACCAUGGUUAGGACUUUUAACAGGUUUAAACAUAUGAUUUUUAUUUUUUUCUGUUUGUUUAUGUUUUUGUUUGCGAUUUGGUUCUUUUUUAUUUUGUAGCAUCAGGAUCUCUUUUUAUUUUAAUGUGGUCUUUUGUGGGUCUGAAGAAAAAAGAAGACAAGAAGAAAUAUUUUUUUGAAGGAACACAUGACAAUUUUUUACAGGUGUUAGGUCUAUUGGGCCCUCCUCAAUGUGAAGGUGAGGUGGUAGGUAGGAUUUUUUUUGUAUUGUGGGGCAUGGUCAGGGGCUUGAGGACCCAUAAACACCGUGGGGCAGAGGCAUGCUGUGGCCAGUACUUUUUUGGGUGGGCAAUGCUAUUGCUAUGCCAUGUGCUAAUGCCAAUAUUACCACACCUGAAGCUAAUACUAUGUCCAUCCCUUUCUUUAUCCAUACCCCCACUCAAAGCAUAUAGGUGGGCAGUACGGUGGUGGACACUGUAUGUCCACCUCCCCUUCUUUAUUCUUAGAUAGCCCCCACCUGGAGCCAAUAUUUUUACCCAUUACUACAUACCAGUAUGAUUAUAAAUAAUUCACCUGUGUGUGUAUCCAAAUGACCUCAGCAAAAAAGAGAUCAUGGCAACUAAGCACCUUUAGUUUAUAAUUUAAUUUGAACAGAAUUAGGGUGUUUUCUGAAAUAAGUAGAUUUGCUUUUUCCCUUUAAAGUUUUCAAGACUGCGGGAAGAGGGAAAUCAUGAAGAAAUGAUGGCUGCUAUAAGAAAGGAAAACUGUGACAUUAAAGAGGUAAGCUGAUACAAACCAGCAUUAAGUGCACUGUAAAUGACAGAGCAAUAAUUGACUUCAAAAUUAUACAUAUUUUCUGUAAAUUCUUUAUUUUUGGAGUGCAGUGGUACAUAGACAGAGCUACGUUGAAUGGUAUAUAAAUUGUGGCAAAACCCAAGAGGACUGUGCACUGGCAAUGAAAUAACUCUGUGGGUCACAUGACAGAGUAUAGAGAAUGGUCAGAUUAUAAUCUAGGGCAAGGAUAGGCACCCCAGAUGUUGUGGACUACAUCUCCCUUGAUGCUUUGCCAGCAUUAUGGCUGUAAGAGAAUUAUGAGAUGUAAGCCAAAACAUCUGGAGUGCCGAAGGUUGCCUAUCCCUGAUCUAGGGGCACAAUGCUUGGGGUGGUAGACCCAGGUAUAGCUGCAUAUGUAAGGGACCCUAGACAUGGUAAGCCACUUAGCCUAAGCCACUUGGCAAGGCCAACGCUGGCAAAAUGCCAGUUAAAACAGGGUAGGACCCCUCUCAGAAAAAACAACUGGCUGGAACCCCAUUCAGGUGUCGGUGCAUAGAGACAAGCAUGCCCUAGAACAAUCUACUGUACAGUUAGGGGGUCUGAGCGAGGCUGUGAAGUUUCCCCGAUGAUUCACACCACCUGGUUGCUUCAUCCGUCUCUUUCUUCGCAUUGAGCGUACCAGGGUUCCCUACUCACCGCAUUCCACCCCUGCAGGAGAUCAAAAGUGCUCCAUCGUGGCACUAAUUGGUGUACCUUUGUGAGCUAAUCAGGCAGCUCUGGCGUAGUGUAAGGGGGGGGGGGUGAUGCUGGAUCCAUGUGUAUGAUCAGUGCCCUGUGUAUGCUGGAAUCCUUUGCUGCCCCAAUCAAUCCCAGUAGGCAGCGCAUAUACUAAUGAAUGCUGCCAGAAAGCCAGGGCUAGGCCUCACAGGCCCCGCGUAGUCCUGCUCAGUCACCAUUUUAGUUGCUGGAGCUAAUACCCUUGUGUUUUUGACCCCCUGCUGAUUUUGAACGUUUGCCCACUGACAAAAAAAUGAUCUGUCUAUAAUUGUAAUGGUAGGCAUAUUUUAACAAUGAGAGACAGAAUAACAAAACAAAAAAAAUCCAGAAAAAUGCAUGUCAAAAUAGUUGAUUGAUUUGCAUGUCACUGAGUGGAAUAAGUAUUUGAUCCCUUCGACUUAAUACUUGGUGGCAAAACCCUUGUUGGCAAUCACAGAGGUCAGACUUUUCUUGUAGUUGGCCACAUCUCAGGAGGGAUUUCGUCCCACUCCUCUUUGCAGAUCCUCUCCAAGUCAUAAGGUUUCGAGGCUGACGUUUGGCAACUCGAACCUUCAGCUCUCUCCACAGAUUUUUUAUGGGAUUAAGGUCUGGAGACUGCCUUGGCCACUCCAGGACCUUAAUGUACUUCUUCUUGAGCCACUCAUUUGUUGCCUUGGCUGUGUGUUUUGGGUCAUGGUCAUGCUGGAAUACCUAUCCACGACCCAUUUUCAAUGCCCUGACUAAGGGAAAGAGGUUCUCACCCAAGAUUUGACGGUACAUGGGCCCGUCCAUCGUCCCUUUGAUGUGGUGCAGAUGUCCUGUCCCCAUAGCAGAAAAACACCCCCAAAGCAUAAUGUUUCCACCUCCAUGUUUGACGGUGGGGAUGAUGUUCUUGGGGUCAUAGGCAGCAUUUCUCCUCCUCCAAACAUGACGAGUUGAGUUGAUGCCAAAGAAGUCGAUUUUAGUCUCAUCUGACCACAACACUUUCACCCAGUUCUCCCAGAAAUCUUGCUGAUUGAUAGGGGAUCAAACAUUUAUUUCACUCAUUGAUAUGCAAAUCAUUUUUUUUGUUAUUCUGUCUCUCACUUUUAAAAUACACCUACCAUUAGAAUUAUAGACUGGUCAUUUCUUUGUCAGUGGAUAAACAUUCAAAAUCAGAAGGGGAUCAAAUACAUUUUUCCCUCUCUGUAGCAGGGUGUGCUCAGGUUUGUGCCAGAUAAAAGGUAAAAGAGUAAUGGAUUAUCCCUCACGGGCAGGAGAGGGUGAGGGGAAAACAGGGUAGUCCACUGUGUCUUCCACUGGUAAAUCAUGGGGUGAGGGAUCGGCCACCUCCCACAUUCUUGUGUCACUAGACCGCAGGACAGCCCUGGGAGGUCAUCCAGUAAAUGAAGAGAGCAGAGUAGGAGCCCCAGGUAUGCAGUAGGUCAGCAGUACCAAAUUAGCUCUCGAGGUUUCAGCCAAAAAGAACUCUGUUAUAAGAAAUGUCCUGGAGCUCAUGUGGUGUGUGACUGCUCACCAUGCUGGUCAAUCCCUCCAAAAUUAUAUUUUUAAAGUUCAGUUAAAAAUGAUGCAAUCAAAAUUAAGGCCAUAAUUUUGUCUCAUGGAAAGUAUUUUUGUACUUCAGGACACAAGAAAUGUUGAAAUUUUUGCUCUGAGUGUGUUCAACCCCAAUUUCCAUCUAUCUCAUUUACUGCGCUAACAUUUAUUCUUUACCAAUUUUUGAAUGACAAGGGAGAAGCAGUUACAUCUGUGGCCAGCAUGCAAGGCACGCUGACGACAGACAUAAUUAAUGCACAGAAUUGGCAUUAGUGCAAUUUGCCCUCUCCCCCCGCACACAACUAAGAAUUACUCUUGAUGUGCAGUGUUUCAAGCCAGAGUCCUACCAUGGUGACCACUUCAAAACGCAGAAGUGGUCAUGGUGGUUGGAGAAACCCUUUAAACCCCUGGUUGCAGCGCUCACCUAUUCUGGCCCCAGCUGAUAGAGAGGACCGCCAGGUAUCAAAAGAUAACUGGGUUGUUGCCAUCAGGGAUUUAACCCUUCUGUUAGUUUUAUUACAUUACAGUCUACGCUGUCACUGGACAUUAAAGCCCUGUAUUGCAUAAUGGCAUAAAAAAGGUUUCCAAAAAUAUUAAAUCUUUUGAAAAGCUUAUCCCACUUUAUUAUAAAGGAUUAUAACGUGUCAUCAUAGCACAGGAAAAAUGUAAAAAUAAAAUGUCAGAUUGUUAAAUUUAGAAACACUUUAUUGUUCAGCAUAUGUGUUCAUUAACUUUAAAAGGAGACCUGUUACCUCAACACUAUCUUUUAAUAUAAUGAACCUUUCAUCAGGUUUUGAAAGGAAAUAGAUCUUUGAUACAUUAAAGGGAUACUAUAGCGCCAGGAAUACAAAGCUAUAUUCCUGGCACUAUCGCUCCCCAUGUCUCCCCGCUCCCUCCACGCCCCCCCUACCAUGUGAACAAAGGGUUAAAAACCUUAUCCCAGCGCUUAUGUCCCUUGGUCGACGCUUUGCCCCCUCCAAAGUCCCGCAACUAGCAGACCCUAAUGCGCAUGCACGCGCCUGCAUAUUAGACCUUCCCAUAGGAAAGCAUUCAAUCAUUUGAAUCCUAUGGGGAAAAAUAUGACGCUGGAGGUCCUCAUGCAGAGCGUGUAUAAACAUACACCAUGGGUCAAACAGUGAUUGAAUUUGACCAGUAUUCAUUUUAAUAAUGUCAUUGCACUGUGCAAGAGGUGAAGCUGGAAAGACCAUAGAAACUAUAUAAAGGUUUUUCCACACUGUCUAACCAAAGGUGUACGUAUAUGGCUGAAGGAUCCUGUCAUAUAUUAAAGGUAGGCAUAUGUUUUUCAAUUAUUUUUAUUUAUAUAUACUUCAUUUAACACAGAAUCCUUUCUAAACUUGGUGAAAAGAUCAUUAUAUUAAAAGAUAGUGACAAUUGUCUUUUAACUUUGUUAUUCUACAAUCUUUUGGCCAUUGCUUUGCAUACCUCUGUAAAAAAAUAAAUGUCUAUAUUACGAAACACAACACAAAUUCUGAUUGCAUUGCUCAAUUUUUUUUUUUUUUAACAUAUUGCUUGUUAGUGAAGUGCCUGAUUUCUUUUGUUGAAUGUGAAGAUUUAAUUUGCUAUUCUGUUUUCCAUAAUCCCUUUCUGUCUUUAGCUUGUUUUAGAACUGAAAUCGGAGCUGAUAAAACAAAAUGAUAAAAUUGAUGAGUUCAAGACCCAAGUUCUGGGUCUACAGAAGGAGACUAUAGAAUGUCAAACUGAAAUUAAUAAACUUAAGGAGGAAAAGCACAAUAUUCAGAGCAAGGCUGAAGAUUUAGAGUAUUCUGAGCUACAUGUGAAAAUGGAUCUGGAAAGUCUGAAGACCCGGGUAGAUGCAUAGAUGGGAUAAACCAUCAAUUAAAACUAUUAUACAAAAAUGUCUAACACAUGCUAAUAGGCCUGUUACACUCUAUAAGUCCCUAUAAUAAUAAAUGUGAAAAUGUCAUUGGAAAGUCUAAUGAUUCGGGUAAAUGCAUAGAUGGGAUAACCCAUCAAUUAAAACUAUAAUUGAUAAAGAAAAAAAAUAACAAAACUUUAAUGGGAAAUAAAGUAGAUAUAAAAAAAUUAAAGAAACUUAAAAGACGCCUAUAUUACAUCAUUAAAAUCCUUCAGCAUCUAGCCCAUUUUAAUAGUGUAAUAUUUGUGUAUUUUUAUUCUAUUUUUAUAUUCCUACUUUAUUUCCACUUGCCAUGCAUGCGCAUUUUAUCCCCAAUGCUCCCCUAUGAAAAGCAUUGGAUUGGAUAGGAGAAGAGAUAGUGUGCCAUCAUAGGUGACAAAUCAAACGGCUACAGGAAAGGGAUCAGCUGGAAUAAAGGUGAGUAAAUACCUUUCCAUUUUUUUUUUCCUUUACAUUUAAGGGGGCCCUGAAUCUAAUUGGUGAAGAGAACACUACAGUGUUAUUCCUAAUGCUGUGGAGUUUCUUUAAAUAUAUUGCUGAUUUAAAGAACGCAGGUAAUAGAUACAUUAUGGUUGAAUAUUUUUUCAUGUAAUAUCAUAAAAUGCCAGUAGAGGCUGCCCUAACUGUUCCAAAAGCUCCAUAGCAUACUUUCUGCUAUACUUUCUGCUAGCCAAAAAGAUGGAUGGAUGAUCACUUUUUUUUUAAAUGUUUUAUAAGAUUUGAAUGUUUUAGAAUAAUAUAGUAAUCAGAAGGUAGAACAGAACAGACUGGGAACAAACAUCAUAUAACGGUUAAUGUUGGUCAUUUUUAAAUGCUGAGAGAGGGGUGCAGGUGAGAAGAGAGCAGAAUGACGCACACACACACAUACACACACAGACACACAGACAUGGCUGUCAGCUGCUGCCAUAAAGUAUACAGGGCGAUAAUGUGAUUGGUCACUUUCAGCCUGCUGCAGCAAGCACGUUACGAUGAACAGUAUUUGAUCAGUUGACAGCAGAAUGUGACCCACCAUGGCUACUCAGCAUAAAACAAAAAAACUAAGAAAAAGGUUACUUGCGCCCUAUCCCGAAUCUCUAUGCACACCUAAAUAACUUUUUAUAGAAAUAAAUAAUGGGAUGUAAUAAACCCUCAGGGAGAGUAAAAUAAUAAUAACCUUCUUUUACUUUCUUGUGUCUAGUUUGAGAAAUUCCGUAGUAAAAUAAUUCAGAUUACAUUCAGCGCUCCGGGAGCAACUAUUCCAAAAGUUGAACUCACAGACGAUGACAUUCUAGAAGCCAUGCAG